This is a messenger RNA of Peronospora matthiolae, 1047 nucleotides long. The record is from the annotation of a GenBank genome assembly. Lineage: Eukaryota; Oomycota; Peronosporomycetes; Peronosporales; Peronosporaceae.
AUGAGUCGCGCGCGCGUAUACUGCGACGUAAACGAGACACGACCACGUGAGUAUUGGGAUUACGAGACGCUGAAUGUGUCGUGGGGGGACCAAGACAAUUACGAGGUGAUCCGCAAGAUUGGUCGAGGCAAGUACAGUGAGGUGUUCGAGGGGUACAAUGUCGCAAGCAAUUCCCGCUGCGUGAUCAAGAUCCUUAAACCCGUCAAAAAGAAAAAGAUCAAACGUGAGAUCAAGAUACUGCAGAACCUCUCGGGCGGUGUAAACAUCAUCCAGCUACUGGAUGUGGUGCGCGACCCACAGUCCAAGACGCCGAGUUUGGUGACCGAGUAUGUAAACAAUACGGACUUCAAGAUGCUGUAUCCGACGCUGAGCGACUUCGACAUUCGCUACUACUUGUUUGAGCUGCUGAAGGCGCUGGACUAUUGUCACUCGAACGGCAUCAUGCACCGUGACGUGAAGCCGCACAACGUUAUGAUUGAUCACGAGAAGCGCCAGCUGCGUUUGAUUGAUUGGGGUCUCGCCGAGUUUUAUCACCCGGGUCGCGAAUACAAUGUGCGUGUGGCUAGCCGCUACUUCAAGGGACCAGAGCUGUUGGUGGAUAUGCAGGAGUACGACUACUCGCUGGACAUGUGGAGUCUUGGCUGUAUGUUUGCAGCCAUGAUUUUUCGCAAAGAGCCGUUUUUUCAUGGUCAUGACAAUUGCGACCAGUUGGUAAAAAUUGCCAAGGUGAAGGGUACCGAUGAGCUUUUUGAUUACCUCACCACAUAUGACCUGGAGCUCGACCCGCAGUACGAUGGCAUUUUGGGCACGCACACAAAGAAGCCUUGGGAGAAAUUUGUCACGCAAGAGAACAAGCAUUUGGUGUCUGCUGAGGCUAUCGACUUCUUGGAUGGUCUAUUGCGCUACGACCACCAAGAGCGACUGACAGCAAAGGAAGCUAUGCAACACGCGUACUUUCAGCCGGUACGUGACGCAGCGGAGCAGAAGCUGCGUGGUGGUGCGCACCAUACUGAUGAGAUAACCAGCGUAUCUGACUCAAGUGCGUAA